This is a messenger RNA of Anopheles coustani, 1411 nucleotides long. RefSeq names its product large ribosomal subunit protein mL38 (gene mRpL38). The record is from RefSeq and is a predicted model, not a curated record. Lineage: Eukaryota; Metazoa; Arthropoda; Insecta; Diptera; Culicidae. The transcript has 4 exons. The coding region runs from base 17 to 1252 and encodes 411 amino acids. Gene Ontology annotation, cellular component: mitochondrial large ribosomal subunit.
CCGAACGUUUCCAAACAUGGCUCAUCUUAUUCAACGAACAUGUGAAUAUUUGCUACUCAAACCAAAUGUUUUCCAAAAGUUCGACAUACGUUGUGGUCAUCGGCUACGAGGCCGUGCACCGGGGAUCGCUAAAACACUGAGAGAGCGGCUUGAAGAAGAAAGUGCAGUCGAUCCCGACAUCAGUAAACCAGUUAAUAUAGGGUUCCCUGCGCUUAAACCUUCCCGGUCCACUCAGUUAUCCGAGCGACUUGAACAACUGAAAGCCCAACGUAGCAAUCCAGAACUGGAACGUCAAUCAAGGGAAAGAAAGUUAAAUGUAAAUUUGGACCAGGUUCGAGAGGAUUGGUUGAAAACGAGCGGACCAUUUCACAUCAAACGUAUAGCUGAGCACUAUGGAGUGUUUAAGCAUCUUUUUGGCUCGGCUUACUUUGUGCCCAGGGUAGAGCUGAAGAUUGAAUAUACAUUGAAGGACACCAUUCACCCAGUGCGCUAUGGUAAUAUUCUAAAGCCAAGUGAAACACAGAACGCCCCGAGCGUGCAGUUCGACGGACGGUUUAACCUUUCCAGCGAUGGUAAAACUCAAGCUAAAGAGCAGUUCUGGUGUCUGCUUAUGACAAACCCUGAUAUGAAUGUUGAGGGUAGUGAAAAAGAGCACUGCCAUUGGUUUGUAGGGAACAUCCCGAAUGGAGACGUCAGCAAAGGUGAUUUAGUGAUGCCUUAUUUGCAACCAUUCCCACCAAAGGGGACCGGCUACCACCGUCACAUAUUCGUGCUGUACAAACAGGAAUCUAGAAUGGAUUUUUCACAGUAUCAACAGACGGAAACAUACUUCCUGCCUGGGCGCUCCUUCCGAACAUUGGACUUCUAUCGUCAGCAUCAAGACAGCAUAACGCCCGCCGGCUUGGCCCUCUUCCAGUCCGACUGGGACACCAGCUUACCCGCGUUUUACCAGGAAAAGUUACAGAUGCAGCACCCGGUAUACGAAUACGAUUUUCCCGCUCCCUACAUCCGCGACCAAGAAUGGUUCCCUCAGCGCAAGCCCUUCAAUUUGUACAUGGACAAAUAUCGGGACCCGGCACAGAUCCGUAAAGAGUACCUGGUGCGUAAGCUCGCCAAGACGCACCCGUUCGAGGGACCAGAGAAACCGCUGCGAUUCCCGAACGCCCAUUCGGUGGGCAAGGAAGUGCCGUCCUGGUUGCGUACGGAGAUCAAAAAGAGUCGUCUUGGCUGGGGAAGAAUAAACGAUAUAUAAUAUGGUCUCAAGGGCCCAGCAUAGCCAUGCACGUACGCCAAAUGAAAUGCAACCCAUGAGCGCCGGAGUACUCUUCCUGAAACGGGAAAUUUAAUAGAUUGAAUAAAUCGCGUGCUUGCACAGAACGUUAGAACAAAUCCAAAAUGUCUGCCAUUGUUA